Messenger RNA from Phytophthora sojae, 826 nucleotides. RefSeq lists its product as hypothetical. The transcript has 2 exons. Bases 1 to 771 code for a protein of 256 amino acids. NCBI's taxonomy places the organism in Eukaryota, Oomycota, Peronosporomycetes, Peronosporales, Peronosporaceae. The record is from RefSeq and is a predicted model, not a curated record.
AUGUACAACGGCAUCGGCCUGCGCACAGUGCGCGGCUCCGGCACCAAUGGCUACGUGCAGCGCAACCUCAGCUACGUGAACGCGUCGCGCACGCGGCAGACGCUGGCGCGCAACCAGCGCGGGGGCGCGUCGGGGGACUUUGGCGCGCACCGAGGCGGCAAGGGCCGGCCGCCGCCAAACGCGGACAUCCUGCUGCACGAGCAGAAGCGGAAGGUGGAGCUGCAGCUGCUGGAGAUAUCGCUGGAGAUGGAGGACCGCGGAUGCGACCCCGAGGAGAUCCAGGAAAAGGUCAAGCGGGAGCGGGAGCGGCUGCUGGCGCGACUGAACGAGGCUAGCGACCGAGGGGGGGAGAAGGCCAAGGACGCGGAGAGCUCCCACGCCCGCCAGAAGAGGAAGGAGGAGGAGAAUAAGAGGAUCAAGGACGCGUUCGGCAUCGCCACGGACUACGUGGCCGGCGAGAGUUUCGACCCGGAGGCGCAGGAGCGGCGUCGUAUGGAGCGGAAGGAAAGGAAGGAGCACGAGUGGAAGGAGAGAGAAAACGCCGCUCGGUGUCCUCGUCCAGUUCGGGAUCGUCGCGCAGCAGAAGUUCCCGUGCGUCCAGCUCUUCGCGUUCCCGCUCACGCAGUAGGAAGUCGCGUCAUGAGAAGAUUUCGUCGAAGAAGAAGAGGGCGAAGCGCUCUCCAUCGCAAUCGUCCAGCGGGUCGAGUCGUAGCCCCAGUCGCAGUCCCAGUCGCGGCCAUGAUGGAUCCCGUCGUACGAAGACUGAAGUGAAGGUGAAGGCGGAGAAGUUGUCGGUCAGUGUGUCACCUGCACGUUCGGCUGUGCU